AUGGCGGCCAAAGUUGAUGUAAGUUGAGUUACUAUUAUCGAGGGUUAGAUCUUAGUCAAAUUAAAUGUUUUAAACCUCUUUUAUUUUUUAAACAGGGUCUGAGAAAUGCAAUCGAUCAAGCGACCCAGGCUGGGGAGGAAUUUAGUAAUGUCUACUACGAGACUUUGGACAAACGACGCCACGUGAGUUCUUCGUUAGUCAGUUCUACGACUUACCAAAUGCUUCGGUAUUCGUUCCCUAAAUCCGUUGAUGGGAGACUCGAUUAUGUCGUGAUCUUCCCGGUUUAUUUUGUUUUUGCAGCUUAUGUCGAAACUAUACUCAGAGAAUACUACAAUCGUCUGGAAUGGAAAUGUAGUUAAAGGUGGAAGUGCUAAGGUGACGGAUUUUUUCAACAACCUUCCAGCUACGGAACACACGCUCCAUUCACUGGAUUGUCAACCAGUUUCAGGUACUAAGAGUGUUAAAACUGCAGAUUAUGGAGGCACUUGUUAAGAUCUUAUUAUUCAAAAUUAUUUCAGUUCCACGUACCAUGUUAUUCCAUCAUUAUUUCUGUCAGCAAUAGUUUGAAUCCGGGGUUGACAUGUCAUCUUGAAGUGUGAUCGUCCGGUGAGUGAAGUCCUGAUAAGGACCGUUGUCUGUAGUUGUGGCUGAUGUUUAAAUAACCUGAGCGGAAUUCAUCAUCAACUGAUGACUGACUGAUGAUCUGGUGAUGAUUUCCCCUAGGUUUGUCAAAACGUCAGUCACCACCAGCGACAACAGUCCUUCCCAGGACUGCUCUCGCCUGGACAAUCAGACAACACAAUUUCCAUAAUAAUUCUUAAAAUUUUCCAACAAAUUAUGGCCCUGCACUCUGUGGUUAACUGAUUGAACCUUUAAACCCCUUAGAUUGAAUGACUAGUAUCCCCUGAAUCAAUUAUUAAACUAUGAGAAUAAAGGGUAUGAUUGCCAACUGAAGAGGCUUUGGUUGUUACCAAAAAAUACAGAAUGAGUGAUUUAAGGUUGUAAAGGGUUAAUGGUAAAGUAAGAAUGGUCUGAAGCCAUCCAAAAACAAAUUCUUAUUCCAUUUGUUUGCUGUUGGACUAUACUUUGAUUAAAUGACCUUGAAUUGGUGAUGCAAAGCAAUUCUCUGAAAGGUUAGAUAUUUUUAGUCCUUCCUCUCGUGGCUUUUAGCUGAGUGGAUCAAUCCCUUCACUGAAGAAUUUAAAAGGUGCAAAUUCAACAUCAGUUUUGAAAUGUACUUCACAACAUGAAUCAGAGAAACACGUUAAAUUCUAACUUAAAGAUAAUGGUCAGAGUUAGGAACACCAAUUGAGGGGAAACAAACGAUUUGAACACUUCUAGUUGUGGCCCUGGGGCUCAAAGCAGGUACCAGUACCUCAGCUUGCAAUUCCAGGGCCCUCUCUACAAACCCUUUUUCACCAUGCCUAUGAUUUACUUGUGUUUCUUUCUACAAUCAGAUCAAGCCAUCCCUGGGCAAACAACAGUUCUCGUUGUGGUUGAGGGAUUGGUUAAGUAUGAUGGGCACAAGAUGCAUCGGUUUUCUCAAAACUUUCUGUUGACUGCUGAGGGAGGAACUGUGUGGAAAGUGGCGAGUGACUGCUUCAGAUUUAUCCAGUGAAGGACUUGGUGGAAUUCAACAACAUUCUAUUGAAGUUGUGCCAAUAUUUAUUUGAAUCAUUGGUUUGACAGAGGCAUGUACACUCUGUAUAAUGGUGUGCUGCAUGUGGCCCCAAUGCAAGAGAUGAGAUGUGAAAUACAUAUACUCUAAUAAAAUGUCUGGGGAGUGGACUGCCACAAGUUGUCACUGCCCUCCAUGCAGUAGACAGUAACACAAACCAUCAAGAUGUGGAGUGUGUGAUCUUGUGCAAGAGAUACAAAAAAACUAAACUUUCCAUGCAUAAAGCUGAAUCACUGCUGAAUAGAAAGAACCAAUUGACAACUUUUUAAUUUUUAAGACAAAGUCUUAAAAAUUAAGGUGCCUCAAUCAGAAUGUACCAUGAGACAUAUUUCUCUUUUCAAGUACAUUACUCAAUGAUAAAUCCAUAACUUUACAUGCUUUUCUUCUUCCAGAGUCAAUACAAAUGAUUAACAAAUUGGUCAUUUUUAAUACAAUUAUGUUCUAUGCAUGUCCGAUGCCUAAGAACGUACUCUAUGUAGGUGAAAUAUUUCUUCUUUCAUUUAAACUGGUACCAGCUAUUCCCAUGUAAGAUAUUGACCGAAG
Molecule: messenger RNA, 2221 nt
Organism: Pocillopora meandrina
Lineage: Eukaryota; Metazoa; Cnidaria; Anthozoa; Scleractinia; Pocilloporidae
Source: the annotation of a GenBank genome assembly